AUGAGUUUACGCCUAGCUAGCCGGCGGCUAGCACUCUCAGGCCCAUCUCCUGUCCGGCCCUCCCCCAUCCCCAAAUCCAGCAGCACAGCCCAAAUCCGCACAAAAUGGUCCGUCAACAUCUUCAAAGGCUGGGGCAAGUCCGGCAGCAAGGACUCUUCCGCCAAGGCACCCACAGACGCCACCUCCGAGCUCGACGACCCCAAGAAACGAGCCGCCUUCCUCGAGCGGAACAUGCACGGCUCCGUCUCCGACAACAUCUUCCAGGACGAAAUCGACGCGGCGAAACCCUCAGCCGAGUCGGAAGCCCCACAGCAGCAGGAGCAAAAGACGCGCGAGAACAUGGCCAUGGUCACGGAUCCUGACCCCAGGAGCAGAAUACGCUGGCAGCGCAGAAAAGUGAUUCAGAUGGUUCGCAGUAACGGCGCCAUCUCGAAGGAGGAACGGAUCAAGGCUUCGGAGAGGCAGCUGCUGCACAGGAGUCAUUUUAUGCCUACUAGCGUCAAGAAAUUGGUCAUGUUGUCGAGGCAAAUUGCUGGUAAGCCGGUUGAUGAGGCGAUUUCGCAGAUGCAGUGGUCCAAGAAGAAGAUGGCUGCUGAGGUCAAGUACUACUUGGAGGAAGCGAGGGAUCUGGCCAUUGCGCAGAGGGGCAUGGGGCUGGGCAAGGUGAAUGGGGAGGUGUUGGAGAAGCCGAGGAAGAUAUUGACAAAGGAUGGCAAGUGGAUUGAGGUGACGGACCCGACGAGAAUGUAUGUUGCCCAGUCGUGGGUUGGGCGUGGACCCUGGAGAGGAAAAGAGAUUGAUUACAAAGGUCGUGGGCGGAUGGGUAUCAUUCAACACCCUAGCACAAGCUUCACGGUUCUUCUGAAGGAAGAGAAGACGAGGAUACGAGAAUAUGAGGAACGGGAGGCUAAAAAAGCGGCCAAGGGUCCGUGGGUGCAUCUACCCAACCGUCGUGUCCAUGGUCAACGCCCCUACUACUCGUGGUAG
Molecule: messenger RNA, 987 nt
Organism: Pochonia chlamydosporia 170
Lineage: Eukaryota; Fungi; Ascomycota; Sordariomycetes; Hypocreales; Clavicipitaceae
Product: mitochondrial large ribosomal subunit
Exons: 3
Coding region: 1-987 (328 amino acids)
Biological process (GO): translation; ribosome assembly
Cellular component (GO): mitochondrial large ribosomal subunit; ribosome
Molecular function (GO): structural constituent of ribosome
Source: RefSeq, a predicted model, not a curated record